AUGACGAACAUUCUCCUUGGCUUGUUUCUUCUCAUUUUCUUGCGGCCAUGUUCUGCAGCCAAUACCUGCUACUUCCCCAAUGGGAAAAUCGCUUCUGAUAACUUCCCCUGUGAUCCAGACGCAGAGCAGAGCGCAUGCUGCGGUGGUGGUCUGGGCAAUGUCUGCCUCUCCAACAAGCUUUGCCAGAGCUCAAGUGGAAAUGUGGUCCGAGGCGCAUGCACGGACAAGAAUUGGGAGUCGCCUGAAUGUGCCAUGUACUGUCUAGGUGCGAAUACCGGAGGCACCGACUUAAUAUCGUGCUCCAAUGUCACUAAAACGGACACCUCUUUCUGCUGUGACCACACUACCGACUGCUGCGAUAGCGGCGUCGCCAGAUUCGAGGUCUUGCCUUCGCGCGCCGGCACCUGGGCAUCAUGGAAUGUGGCCUCGAGUAGAUACUUCACCGUCAGUACAUCCUCAACAAGGGCGUCUUCGUCUACAGCCACAGCCACUUCGACCACCCUAGUCUCCACGACUUCAGCCUCCACCAGCGUCUCUUCCGCUUCUGCGUCCUCGACUGCGAUAUCGUCCGAAGGCUCACAGAAUGUCACGUCGCCAGGCCUAUCGGUUGGUGCUCAGGUGGGAAUUGGUGUCGGUGUCGGCGUUGGAGCACUUCUCGUUGCCGUAAUCGCCUUUCUCCUCUGGAAAAAUCACAAGAAGAACCAAAUAAUCAACGACAAUCAGGUCAGAGAAGUUAGCCAUCCUCCCUCCUCGUCAUCGCCGUGGGAUCCUUCGAGCCAGAGCUACGCGUCCUCAACACACCCCUACAGCCACGCUGGGCCGUGGCCACCACAUCACCACGAGCAGCAACUGUUGUACGAUAACGGCCCCAAGGAAUUACAGGACCAGCGUUGGAAUGGUCCGGUAGUAAGGGCUGAGCUCCCCGCUCACGUAUAG
Messenger RNA from Clonostachys byssicola, 936 nucleotides. Lineage: Eukaryota; Fungi; Ascomycota; Sordariomycetes; Hypocreales; Bionectriaceae. The record is from the annotation of a GenBank genome assembly.